This is a messenger RNA of Uncinocarpus reesii 1704, 933 nucleotides long. RefSeq lists its product as uncharacterized. Gene Ontology annotation, cellular component: endoplasmic reticulum. The coding region runs from base 1 to 933 and encodes 310 amino acids. Lineage: Eukaryota; Fungi; Ascomycota; Eurotiomycetes; Onygenales; Onygenaceae. Gene Ontology annotation, biological process: sterol biosynthetic process. The record is from RefSeq and is a predicted model, not a curated record. The transcript is spliced from 2 exons.
AUGAACCUCACGUCCCCAACGCUAUACGGGAUCUACUCGCCCACUGCUUUUGAGGGCGUGCGAGAUGGGUCGGGCACGCCCUGGGACACGGGUGCACAAACGCCGAAUUUGCAGAACCUGUCGCCUUCGCAGAGGGAGGCGUUUUUCUCGCCUGGUGGAAAGGGAAUCUCGGAACAGAGUGUGCUGCAGGCGCAUGCUGUGAAGAGGCACGGGUUCAGAGGUUAUGUGCUUCCGCUCGUGCGGAAGAGCGUCUUUCUGUUUUUGUUUGGAAUGGCGUAUGGAGGGAUCAUCACGCAUCUACACGGGCACCCAAAGGUGGCAGGGCGGGUUCCGGUCAACAUGGACAAUAUUGAUCUUGACCAGAGGUCGCUGGGGUAUCUGGGGCUCUGGGGGCUGGCAGGUGUUGCGCUGGGGAGCUUACAGCCAUGGUUUGACCUCUUCUGGGGAGAUAACUUGAUCGUCGGCCGAAGUCAAGCCACAGAGAGGAGGAGCAAAGGGAGCGGGCUCUUGGAAUGGAGCCCGAUGGUGAGGAGCAUCGGGGCAUUUGUCGGGAUUGCCUUUGCCAUUAGGAAACUGCCCUGGCAAUCUACGCUUCAGGUGUCUCUCACUCUCGCCCUUGUGAACCCUGUCCUCUGGUAUCUUAUCGAUCGGUCCAAACCAGGCUUCGUACUGUCUACUGUGGUUGGAUUGACCGGUAUGCUCGCCCUGCUUGGGAUCAACCCUACCAUUGUGCCGUCCCCAGCGACCGCCCAACCUUCCUCGUCGUCUGCCGCCGUGUCUCCAGGGACGUUGCUGAAUAGCUCUACGCUCCUGCAGACCGCAAAGGUCAUCGGAGUGACCCAGGAAAGCCUUGCGGUUGGAACGUGGAUUGCGAGCGUGCUCUUCUGCAGCUGCGUGUGCUUUGGUAAUAUUGGGAGGCGGCUAGCGGACUGA